Aphidius gifuensis is the source of this 2373-nucleotide messenger RNA. RefSeq names its product J domain-containing protein (gene jdp). Lineage: Eukaryota; Metazoa; Arthropoda; Insecta; Hymenoptera; Braconidae. Bases 559 to 1080 code for a protein of 173 amino acids. The record is from RefSeq and is a predicted model, not a curated record. The transcript is spliced from 4 exons. Gene Ontology annotation, cellular component: cytoplasm.
UUUUUUUUUGUCAAGCGAGAGUUGGACUCAUUCAUCCAAGGCCUUUCCUUUCAUCAUUUUAUAUAUACAGCCAAGUGAGAGAAAACGAAAAAGUCACGUGGCAGUGUUGUCUCUCCUGAAAGUUGUGUACCAGCUGUUGACUUAAUUAUUUAUUUAUCAUUAUCAUUAUCAUAAUCAUCAGUAUUUCUAAAAUAAGCAUUUGUUAAAUAAUGAUUGUUGAUUAUUGUAUAGGCUGUAUGUAUUGAAUAAUCAUUGUUUCCUUAUUUUGUAUAAAAUUGUGAUGGUGUUGAUAUAAUAUCAAACUGCGCAACAACAGGAUUUAACGACUUAUGCCAGGAGUGCGCUCGCGCGUUUCGUUGACUAUUAUUUCCCGGGUAACCGGGACCUUCUGAAUCUAGCUAGUAACAUUAAUGUGUCAUUCGUAACAACGCAACGGUGUGCAUAUUAUAUCAAAAGUCAACAGGUGAUUUUAAAUUAAUAAUAAAAGUAUUAUUAUCAAAAAAUAAUACUUAUUUUAUUUAUUAAUUUAAUUAUAAAUAUUUAUUUAUAAUUAUAAACAUGAGUGUCAAUGAUGUUAUAAGUUAUAAACGUUCUGAUGAUGAAGAAUUUUAUGCAAUGUUAAAUUGCGAUGAAAAUUCAACAAUAGAGCAAAUAAAUGCCGAGUACAAGGUUCUUGCGCUCCAAUAUCAUCCAGAUAAAAACGACGGUAACAAGGAAGCAGAGACAAAAUUUCAACUUCUCAAGCAAGCCAAGGAGAUACUGUGUGACCCAGAGAAACGUACGAAUUACGAUAAAUGGCGAAACAGUGGUAUUCAUAUAAGCUACAAAAAUUGGUUGGGCAUGAAAGAACACGCACAACAGUCAAUGCAUUGGAGUACACCAAAAACUAAAGACAGAAUGUUACCAAGUGGUAGUGUUGCUGGUGGAUCACCAGGUCAUGUACGUGGACAACCAUCAAAUCCAAAUAGACGUGCAUCUGAGGGUGGUGCUAAUAUACAUUAUGGUGCACGUCGUGAUUUCAAUGUUGAUUCACAAGCAUCAAGUGAAAUUGCAAAUAAAUUUCGUAAUUAUGAAAUUUAAAUAAUUUACAAUUACAUAAAUUAUCAGAAAGUAAGAUAUUUAAAUUCAAAAAUACAAUAACAGCACAAAAUAAUUGAAAAAAAAAAUAUAAAAAAUUUAAUUUAUCAAAAAGAGAUAUAUAUUAUUAAAUUGAGGCAGGAUCCAGAAACAGUUUUUUUGUACAAUAUACUGUUUGAAACAAAGACAAAAAAAAUUAUAUUUACGAAACAAAGAAAAAAAAAAACAUAUCCAGAUUGUUUUUUUGAAAUUUAAAAAUAUGAAAUUUAAAAAAAUUGCAUGAUAAAUAAAGGUAUAUCUUGUAUAGGUUUAUAAGUGUGUCCUAAAAAAAAAAAUAUUUCCUACUUCAAUGAUUUCUCGUGGUCUUAGAGAGAUGAUCAUUGCAGAAAAAAAAAUAAAAAUAAGCAUCAAAAGCAUCGCCCGAAGCGAUAAAACCCAACUUACCCUUUGACAUAUUUUUAUUAUUAUUAUUUAUGAUUUUUUUUUCUCUGAAAUAAGUAGCCAAAAUAAAAGCAAAAAAAAAAUAAAAUACUUGCAUCAGUGUUGGGGCAAAAUAUUAUUUUGAUGUGAACACUUGAAUUGACAAUUUCAUAUAUGCUUGAAUGCAUUCAUACAAGUUGGUAGUGCAUAUUGAAAACUGUCUCUUUAUUGUAUAUUUUAUUAUUAUUGUUACUAUGAAUAAUCCCAAAACUCAUUCAAUAUUAUUAUCUCAAAUGGAAAAUAUAAAUAAAACAAACAAAAAAUAAUCACACAACCCUUUUCAAACAAUGAAAAUAUUUAUUCUUUUUUUAUAACUCAAUUUGCAGUUUUUAUUAUUUCACAUUUAUUUUUAUGAUUGAAUUGGAUUUUUUUAUUAUUAUACGUGAUUUAUUUUUAAAACACAUGAUCCUUUUGGUAUGUAUAUCGACAUUGAAUGUAUUUUUCUAAAAAAAGAAAUCGAAAUUUAAAAAAAAAAAAAACAAAUAAAUAAAUAAAAUAUAUAUAUAAAUAAUAUUUAAAAAAAAAAAAUAUAUUUAAAUGUAAAAGUUGAAAACAAAAAAAGAAUAAAACAAUAAAUAAUAAUAAAUAUAUAUCAAAAUAAAUGACGUCCUUUCAACAAUGAUUAUUAAAUAUAUCUUGACCAAAUUUGUCGUAAAAUAUAUCAAUAAUAAUAAUAAUAAAAGUUUAUUCAAUGAUAAAAUUAAAAAAAUAAUAUAUAAAAAAAUAUUUGGAUAUUUCAACCCUCAAUGACCAUAACUACUAUGUGUAUAUGUCUAAAAAUUGAUAAUCAAUAAAUGUAUGUUUGAACAAGACUUG